This is a messenger RNA of Porites lobata, 480 nucleotides long. NCBI's taxonomy places the organism in Eukaryota, Metazoa, Cnidaria, Anthozoa, Scleractinia, Poritidae. The record is from the annotation of a GenBank genome assembly.
AUGUCUUCUCCAGUUACCUCGUGUUCACGUUCUGGUAGCGGUUCUACACCAGCUCCUCCAGUUAACACUCCAGCUUCACCACCAAGUCAACCUGUUUCUCUGCUGGACAACAACUCUCUAGCACAGGCAAUUUCAAAAGCUCUCGCGGAAUCAUUACCUCCAUUGCUAUCUUCCCUUCGAGAUUCAAGUGGCGGGAACACAAACAUGGCCGCGACGUCUGGUCCUCUCUCCUCUGCCUCUAAUUCAAUGCAGUCUCCGGCAUCCUCGAGCUCCGGUACUCCCUGCUCUACCUCCCAGUCUUCAGGUACGCUUGUUGUGCCCUCGUUUAUUUCACCUUACAGCUCAUUUGGCGGUCCUUCAGUUGUUUCUACUCUCCCGACCACGUCCUCCGCCAACUUGCCUGUAGUGGUUGGGGGCUCUUGUGGUGGCGCGACCAGAUCUGAGUCCUCUACGUUUCCAAACCUCAACAAAGCAUUUGUG